Messenger RNA from Charadrius vociferus (killdeer), 2169 nucleotides. Its product is annotated as disintegrin and metalloproteinase domain-containing protein 20-like. Gene Ontology annotation, biological process: proteolysis; male gonad development. Gene Ontology annotation, molecular function: metalloendopeptidase activity. The record is from RefSeq and is a predicted model, not a curated record. Gene Ontology annotation, cellular component: plasma membrane; external side of plasma membrane; sperm head plasma membrane. Lineage: Eukaryota; Metazoa; Chordata; Aves; Charadriiformes; Charadriidae. The transcript has a single exon. The coding region runs from base 1 to 2169 and encodes 722 amino acids.
AUGGGGGCACUGCUGGGGCUGCUGGUGCUGCUGGGCCUGGCGGGGUGUCCCACCACCUGGGGGGACCUAUCUGGGGACCUGCGUGUCACUGCCACCUGGGUGACGGUGCCACGGCAGUUGAGCCCCCGGGCCGACGCCAGCUCCCCAUCCGUCUCCUACUGGCUGGAGGUGGAGGGUCGGCCGCGGGUGCUGCGCCUGUGGCCCCGGCGGGGCCUGGUCUCCCACCCCUUCACCUUGGUCACCUAUGGCAAGGACGGCGCCCGCUGGGAGGAGCACCCCUUCGUGCAGGACAACUGCUUCUACCAAGGCGAGGUGCAGGGGAGCCCUGGCUCCCUGGUGGCCCUCGGCACCUGCGGCAGGGGCAUCCAUGGUGUGCUCUGGGUGGAGGAUGGCACCUACGAGAUCGAGCCCAUCCCUGACGAUCCGGCCUUCCGGCACAUCCUUUACCGCAUAGAGGAGGCCAACAACACAGUGGGCCCCUCCUGUGGGCUGACCCCGGAGGAGCUGCAGCACCAAAAGGCUUUGUUUCCCUGGUUCAAGGCCCCCCAGGUGGUGGAGGAGGAGAUGCUGAAGGACUGGUGGACACAUGUCAGGUAUGUGAAGAUCGUAGUGGUCGUGGACAACGUGCGGUUUGUGAAGUCGGGCAGGAACGAAUCUGAAGUCUUGAGGCAGGUCAUAGAAAUCAUCAACAUUGCGGACUCUCUGUAUGAACCGCUUUCUGUUCGGCUUUUUCUUGUGGGUUUGGAGAUCUGGACCAAAAACAACCUUAUAAACAUUACGAACUCUAUCAACAAGGCACUUGAUGACUUUAACAUGUGGCGGAAGUCAGACCUGUCGCCACGGUUGCGCCAUGAUGUUGCUCACUUAUUUGCCUUUCAGAGCUUUGGAAGAACCCUGGGAUUGGCAUUUGUAGGGUCCGUGUGUAAUAACCAGUGGUCAUCAGCAGUCGCUUCUUUCACCAAUAGGAAAUUGUCCUCAUUUGUUAUCACAUUUGCCCAUGAGUUGGGCCAUACUCUUGGGAUGCGCCACGAUGAACCGGGCUGUAAAUGCAGGCGAAAGAAAUGCAUUAUGUAUGAAAGCAGUGUUGACACCGAUGCGUUCAGUGACUGCAGUUACCAAGACUAUUUUGACCUGCAGGGACGUGGCGCCAGCUGCAUUCGCCAACCACCAGAACCUGGCACUUUCUACACCAUGAAGCGUGAAUACUGUGGGAAUGAGAUAAUAGAAGGAGGAGAGCAAUGUGACUGUGGUUCAGAAUCAAACUGCAGAAAGGAUCCUUGUUGUCACCCGAACUGUACGUUUACUGCAGCUUCAGUCUGUGCUUCUGGAAAAUGCUGCAAGAGCUGUAAGGUCCUUCCAGCUGGAACGCUCUGCAGAGUGAGUACUGGUGACUGUGACCUGCCAGAGUAUUGCAAUGGGACUUCCCCUUGGUGCCCGGCGGAUGUGUACAUACAAGAUGGAACCCCUUGCAAAGAUGGUGCUUAUUGCUAUCGAGGAAAAUGUUCGUCCCAUAGUAAACAGUGCCAGCGUCUCUUUGGCAAAAAAGCGAGGGCCGCUCCUUUAGAUUGCUUCAAAGCAGUGAAUACUCAAGGUGAUCGGUUUGGGAAUUGUGGUACUCGUAACAAUAUCCGUUUUAUAAAAUGCAGUAUUGAGAAUAUCUUAUGUGGUAGGAUCCAGUGUGAAAACAUAGACAAAUUGCCUCUCUUGCAGAACCACGUAACGCUAAUUCAAACCCCUGUUGGAGGUAAAAUAUGUUGGGGUCUCGACUAUCACGUAGGGAUGCCAAUAGCUGACAUGGGGGCCGUGGAAGAUGGCACGCCAUGUGGUAGUGAUAAGCUUUGUAUCAACAGCACAUGUACCAGCGUAUCACUGCUGAAGUACGACUGUAACACGACGGUGUGUCACAACAGAGGAGUGUGUAACAAUCGUAAGAACUGUCACUGCAGGUAUGGCUGGGCUCCUCCGUAUUGUGAGUGGAAAGGAUUCGGAGGGAGCGUUGACAGUGGACCCCCUCCAGCCAGGGAAAUUUUUCAGAGAGCAAAAAUAGCAGUAAAAGUACUUAGUCAUCUUUUGCUCUGUAUCCUUGGAGCAACCCUCACCAUACGUUAUAAACAGGAAAUAGUGGGAUGGCUUAGGAGGAAAAAGGCCCAACUUUGUAGAAGAAGAUAG